UUUUAUUUCUUUUUUUAAAGUGAUGAAAGUCACUAAUAUGACGAAUAUAAAAAACUUCAUCAUAUUUGGAUUCGCUGGACUUCCACCGGAGUUUUAUGGACCAGUGUCUUUUCUUCUUCUCCUCGUUUUCCUCGCUAUUGUGCUUGGAAACACUUUCAUUUUAACUGUUAUCAUGUAUGAGCGAACUCUUCACAAACCAACAUAUUUGAUUUUUUUUCACCUCGCAAUGACAGACAUCUCUUUUGGCAUCGUGACACUCCCUAAAAUCAUUGCCAGAUAUUGGUGGAAUGACUUGAUAUCUUCAUUUGGAACGUGCUUUGCACAAAUGUACUUCGUCCAUUCUUUGGGAGCUAUUCAUUCCUUAAUUAUGCUGAUUAUGGCUUUGGAUCGUUUCGUUGCCACAUGCUUUCCUUUCCGAUAUCCUGUUUUGAUUACAAACAAAACUAUUUCGAUUGCUUGUAUCCUGUGCUGGGCUUUUACAUUCAUGCGUAUGUUGGGGAUUGUGCUCCACGCCUUAACUUUGCCCUUCUGCAACCUAAAUAUCAUCAUGCAUUGCUACUGUGAUCAUGUAUCAGUUACUCAGCUGGGAUGUGGUGAAAAUGUUGUAUAUGUUGAAAGGGUUGCACUUGCAAAUGCUUUGGUCACUCUCUUGGUUCCUUUAACAUUCAUCAUCUCUUCUUACUUUUCUAUCAUCAUAGCUACUCUGAAAAUGUCUCAUGCCGAAAGGAGCAACAAAGUCAUGUCCACCUGUGGUCCUCAGAUAUUUAUAACCUGCCUUUAUUAUGUGCCAAGAUGUUUUGUUUACCUCUCUUCCAACUUGGGAUUCGUUUUUAACAGCAAUGCUCGUAUUAUCAUUGCAAUGAUGUACAGCCUCAUACCUGCUGCAGUUAAUCCACUGAUAUACUGUCUGAAGACACAGGACAUUAAAAAGGCUUUGACACAGAGACUUAGAAAAUGGAAAGUAAGUACUGCCCACAAAAUUAACCAUAAGCAUAUUAUGACGUAAUUUUGUAGAUUGUGGUUUUCAUAAAGGUGCAAUGUAAUGUUUAAAUAUUCUAUAUUUAUUAGUAGUUUCUUU
Scophthalmus maximus (turbot) is the source of this 1078-nucleotide messenger RNA. RefSeq names its product olfactory receptor 52E8-like. Gene Ontology annotation, cellular component: membrane. Gene Ontology annotation, biological process: G protein-coupled receptor signaling pathway. The coding region runs from base 23 to 1006 and encodes 327 amino acids. Gene Ontology annotation, molecular function: G protein-coupled receptor activity; olfactory receptor activity. The transcript has a single exon. NCBI's taxonomy places the organism in Eukaryota, Metazoa, Chordata, Actinopteri, Pleuronectiformes, Scophthalmidae. The record is from RefSeq and is a predicted model, not a curated record.